AUGUCACUAUUGAUAAAAAAUAAUAAUAAAAAAUCGUCAUCAUCGACAAUUGCUAAAACAAAAACAACAAUUGCUGCUGCUCCCAUUCGUACAAGAGCCACAACAUUACACAAAUAUCCAACAAUAAAGGCAGCUAAAGCAACAACAUCUAAACGAAACUCAACAUCAGCACUAGUGUUAUCAGCAUCUGUGGAGGCCACAUCAAAUGUUGAAGCUGUCUCGUCUGCUUCAUCUUCAGCGAUUUCUUUGUUUUCUUUGAUGGAACAGCCAGUUGAACUAACACAUCAACAACAGCUAACAUCAGGAGCUGGCAGAAAAGUAUUCAGGACAAUGCCAUCAUUUAAAAUCAUGAGUUAUCAGAAUUUUAUUGCCUUGUUAACUGUGCUGGUAUGCGGCCUUGUUACUGUAAAUGGACUCAAGUGUUACAUGUGCGGCCAAUAUAAUGAGGGCGUUGGUUCCAUCACUCCCUGCCUCAAUUAUUCCGAACAGUAUGCCCAUCUCUAUUUGAAGGAAUGCUCAAAGAAGAGCGAAAAAUACUGUGUGAAAUAUGUUAGCGAACUGUCUAUUGUAAGGGAUUGUGCUACUGAAUGUGCUGAAAAAGAAAUCUGGGAAACCCAAACCUAUUGCUGCACCGAAGAUGGCUGCAACGGUUCAAACACCAUAGAGGCCUCAGCAGUCGUUAUAAUGUUGCCCUUGGUAAUCUAUAUAGUAAAUGAAAUUAUGAAUAUAAUCAAGCAACAGCGUCGUUAA
Molecule: messenger RNA, 750 nt
Organism: Calliphora vicina (urban bluebottle blowfly)
Lineage: Eukaryota; Metazoa; Arthropoda; Insecta; Diptera; Calliphoridae
Exons: 3
Coding region: 1-750 (249 amino acids)
Source: RefSeq, a predicted model, not a curated record